AUGUAUCGGUCGAUUCGAACUGCUGGCCAUGGCCUGAAGUGGACGGCCCCCCGAUGGGUUCGAGAAUGCCGUCGCGGCAUUGUCACAGAUGCCGAUGUGACUCAGUCCCGCGACUACUGUCUAAACCAGCUCAAACAUAGCGAUUAUGAGACCUACAUGAUACGGCAGUUUGUUCCGCGGUCAGCAAACGAUGCAUACCAUGCGCUCCGGACACUCAAUCUCGAGCUUGCUCGGCUUCCCGAAACCGUCUCCAACCCCACCAUCGGCCGACUGCGCAUCCAGUUCUGGCGUGACACAAUCGAGAGGGUCUUUGCUGGAAGCCCGCCUCGAGAACCUAUCGCCAUCUUGUUGCACAGUGCUAUUGCGCAAUUGAAAUCCAGGGCUGGGGAUGGAAGUGCCAGCUCUCUCAAAUUCUGGCUGCUGAGGUUUCUCAAAACAAGGGAACGGCACAUGGAGAACAGGCCCUUCGUCAGUUUGGCCGCUCUGGAGGACUAUUCCGAGAACACCUACGCGACCUUGAUGUACAUGACGCUGGCUUUCAUGCCCAUGCGGUCUGUCCACAUGGAUCACCUCGCCAGCCAUAUUGGCAAAGCUUGCGGCAUUGUCGCGACACUACGGGGAAUUCCAGUGCUCGCGGCACCUUCAACGCCCAUCCAGGUUCCCUCAGGGGCCAAUCUCAGGAGCACCCGAAGCCCGGCGCUUCUGCUUCCCCUGGAUGUCAUGGCGGAUGCGGGCUUGAAAGAGGAAGAUGUCUUUCGAAUGGGUCCUAACGCUGAGGGACUUCAGGAUGCUGUUUUCCACGUCGCCACGCGUGCCAAUGAUCAUCUUAUUACAGCCCGGGAGAUGCUCAAGAACCUGAGGUUGGGAAAAGGGCCUGAUCACGACUAUGAACACGAAGGUGAAGCCGAACAUGUGUAUUCAUCUGCUGCACACAACGUCGAGACUGCUGGUUCCGAUAUCAAGCGUGGGUUUGGUGUGUUGCUGGAGGCUGUUGCAGCCGGGGAUUAUCUGAAGCGUUUGGAAAACGCCAACUUUGACCCCUUCAAGGUAAAGAAAAGUUGGAAGCUUCCCUGGUCGUUAUGGCAGGCGCUUAGGCAUGAGCAAAUUUGA
Messenger RNA from Podospora anserina S mat+, 1110 nucleotides. RefSeq lists its product as uncharacterized. NCBI's taxonomy places the organism in Eukaryota, Fungi, Ascomycota, Sordariomycetes, Sordariales, Podosporaceae. Gene Ontology annotation, cellular component: mitochondrion. The record is from RefSeq and is a predicted model, not a curated record. Gene Ontology annotation, biological process: mitochondrial respiratory chain complex I assembly; biosynthetic process. The coding region runs from base 1 to 1110 and encodes 369 amino acids. The transcript has 2 exons.